Molecule: messenger RNA, 1515 nt
Organism: Ambispora leptoticha
Lineage: Eukaryota; Fungi; Glomeromycota; Glomeromycetes; Archaeosporales; Ambisporaceae
Source: the annotation of a GenBank genome assembly
AUGAAUAUAAUAUUGACUGAAAAAGAGGCAGAAGUGUGCGAAAUACUUAAUAAUGUAACCAAUUCUUUGAAAAAAUCGAGACCUGAUCUUGAUUUGACCUUGAGAAUAGCAGGCGGAUGGGUUCGCGAUAAACUUCUUGGAUUAGAAUGCAAUGAUUUAGACAUCGCCCUAAGCUCCUUAAUGGGCUACGAAUUCGCCGAAAUUGUAAACGACUACUUGCGUGAAAAUGGUUACCCGAUCAGUGGAAUCGGUAAAAUUGAAACGAAUCCUGACCGAUCCAAACAUUUACAAACGGCUGCAACUAAAAUUUUGGGUCUCGAAGUUGAUUUCGUCAAUUUGAGAAGCGAGACGUAUCAGGAAGACAGUCGAAUUCCUAGUGAAAUUGCGUUUGGUACGCCAGAAGAUGAUGCGUUACGUCGUGACAUCACUAUUAAUGCGUUGUUUUAUAAUAUACAUACACAUCAAGUGGAGGAUUUAACGGGAAAGGGGUUAUCUGACUUGGAGGCGGGAUUAAUUCGUACGCCACUUUCGGCAUACCAAACAUUCAAAGAUGAUCCACUUCGUGUCAUUCGUUGUAUACGAUUCGCCAGUCGAUUUGAUUUUAAAUUAGUGGAAGAAAUCAGAGAGACUAUUAAAAAUGAAGAGAUACGCACUGCUCUAAUGUCAAAGAUUAGUAGAGAACGCUUCGGCAUCGAGGUUGACAAGAUGAUUAAAGGGCCUGACCCGCUACACUCUUUUGAGCUUAUUCACUCUUUGGAUCUCUUCGAUAUUAUAUUUACUCGUCCGCCGGAAAAACUUGUAAUUGGUGAUAUGGAGGAUCCUAUUAAAGGAGUGAACUCAUCAAAAAUUUUAAAAUGGCUCCUAUCAAUCACAGAAAAUAAAAUUGACAUUUCUCCUCGACCUCCAGGAGAAAUCAGAUCACUUUAUCUGGCUUCUAUUCUCCUACCUUACGCGAAUAUGUUGGUAAAAGAGCGUAAGAAAGAAAUUCCCGCUGCCGCUUAUGUGAUCAAGAAUAGCUUAAAACUGCCUAACCAAGAUGUUGACACCACAACCAUGCUAUUUGCUUCAAUAAAACCUCUACAUGAUGCAGCACAUAAAAAUGAAGAGAUCUCUUUGGAUAGACUUCACUUAGGGCGCAUUAUCCGUGAAAUAGGUAGUAAGUGGCCGAUGGCGUUAAUUUUGAGUGUUGCUAUAGACCUUUUACCAGAAUUGGAGAGUAUAAAGUCUGGAAAUCCUAAUGAAAAUGUUUUACGUGGGAUCCAACGAUACAAUAACUUGAUAAAGCGAAUAAAUGAAUUAGGAUUACAAGAGUGCUAUUCGUUGAAACAUAUUAUCGAUGGUAAAUCUAUAAUAGACUUGCUAAAAAUAAAACCGGGGCCUCAAUUGAAAGAAUAUUUGCAGUCGGUGAUUGAAUGGCAAUUUGAACAUCCCGACGGAACAAAAAAAGAAUGUGAACAAUAUAUCAAGGAGAAGUUUGGAAAGGAAUACGGAAGAUCAAGAAUACAAAGCUAUUAA